This is a messenger RNA of Gigantopelta aegis, 456 nucleotides long. RefSeq lists its product as uncharacterized. The coding region runs from base 1 to 456 and encodes 151 amino acids. The record is from RefSeq and is a predicted model, not a curated record. NCBI's taxonomy places the organism in Eukaryota, Metazoa, Mollusca, Gastropoda, Neomphalida, Peltospiridae. The transcript has 4 exons.
AUGGUUGGCGUAGUAGCUCCUGGUCAGCCACAGCAGGCUCAACAAGCAGUGGGUGUUGCCAAGAGGAGAAGAUGUUGCCUGUGUCCUUGUCAAGUUGACAAGAAAAUGACAAGAAACAGAAAAGAACAAGAAGAAAAAAGAACAGGAGAAAUCCAAGGAAAAAGAAAAGAAGGCAAAAGUAUAUAUGAAAAUGUGGAUCUAGGAAAGGACAAUACUUACGCCAAUGCUGCAUUUGAUGGAAAAGAGGAUGAAGUGUGUCAGAAUGUCCAGGGAGAGAAGUGUGGCCGAGAUGAAGAUGGCCUGGUGUACGUUGGUAUAGACUUCUCCAGCACUACCCCAAGCAGAGCCGUGCACAAGACCGAGGAAUCUGUGGAGUACGUGUCCAUUGACUGGAACAAGAAGGCUCAACCGCUUCCUGAUGGAGAUGAACAGAAGGAAGGCAAGAGUCAAAAGUAG